UCUACGCUGGGGCGGCACCGAGCCCCGCGGCAGUGGCGCAAGCCGGUGAGGGCAGCGACAAGAUUUAAAUAAACAACACCCUUUUGCUGAAGGAACACAUUUGCUGGUAUAGUUUCAGAAUGUCAAGUACUGUGUCCUACUGGAUCUUAAAUUCUGCAAGGAACAGCAUCGCCACAUUACAAGGGGGCAGGUGUUUCUAUUCAAGGUGUGCCUCAAGUAGAAAUAAAUCAAAAAGGGCUCUCUUUUCCUGGGUAUCAACCACCCUAAAAAACAAUGCCCCAUGUGGUGGCUUUGCUCUGCCGAAAGCCUAUAGGCACACAUCGACAGAGGAAGACGAUUUCCACCUGCAGCUCAGCCCAGAGCAAGUAAAUGAAGUGCUACGAGCUGGUGAGGCAGCACACAAGAUUCUCAACCCCGUCAGCGUCAGUGGAGUCCCAAAUUCAGUAUUGCGGUUUGAGAGCAACCAGCUGGCUGCCAAUUCCCCAGUAGAGGACCGGCGAGCUGUAGCCUCCUGCCUACAGACCAAUGGGCUGAUGUUUGGCGUCUUUGAUGGACAUGGUGGCCAUGCAUGUGCUCAAGCAGUAAGUGAGAGGCUCUUCUACUAUGUGGCAGUGUCGCUGAUGUCUCAGCAGACCUUGGAGCAGAUGGAGGAAGCAAUGGAAAGCAUGAAGCCCAUGCUGCCCAUCCUACAGUGGCUCAAGCACCCAGGGGACAGUAUCUACAAGGAUGUCACGUCAGUGCACCUUGAUCACCUCCGGGUCUACUGGCAGGAGCUGCUUGAACUGCACAUGGAAAUGGGACUGAACAUUAAGGAAGCAUUAAUGUAUUCCUUCCAGAGACUGGAUUCUGACAUCUCACUGGAAAUCCAGGCCCCUCUGGAAGAUGAGAUGACGAGGAACCUUUCACUCCAGGUUGCUUUCUCUGGGGCAACAGCUUGCAUGGCCCAUGUUGAUGGGGUCCACUUGCAUGUGGCAAAUGCUGGUGACUGCCGGGCCAUCCUUGGUGUCCAGGAGGACAAUGGCAUGUGGUCUUGUCUGCCCCUUACCCAUGACCACAAUGCCUGGAACCAGGCUGAGCUGUCACGGCUAAAGAGGGAGCAUCCUGAGUCAGAAGAUGGGACAAUCAUCGUGGACGACAGGCUGUUGGGCGUCCUCAUGCCCUGCAGGGCAUUCGGGGACGUCCAGCUGAAGUGGAGUAAAGAGCUGCAGCGCAGUGUCCUGGAGAGGGGCUUUGACACCGAGGCCCUCAACAUUUACCAGUUCACCCCACAGCACUACUACACUCCACCCUACCUGACUGCUGAGCCUGAGCUCACAUACCACAGGCUCAGGCCCCAGGAUAAGUUCCUCGUACUGGCCUCAGAUGGCCUAUGGGACGUACUGGACAGUGAGGAUGUGGUGAGGCUGGUGGUGGAGCACCUGAGUGAAGCAGGCCGGCACAAGCCAGACCUGGCCCAGAGACCCGCCAACCUGGGGCUCAUGCAAAGCCUGCUGCUGCAGAGGAAAGCCCAGGGGCUUCACGUUGCCGACCAAAAUGCAGCCACGCGUCUGAUCAGACACGCCAUAGGGAGCAAUGAGUAUGGGGAGAUGGAUCCAGAGCGGCUGACUGCGAUGCUGACAUUGCCGGAGGACUUGGCAAGGAUGUACAGGGACGAUAUCACUGUCACUGUGGUGUAUUUUAACUCAGACUCAAUUGAUGCAUAUUACAAAGGUUAAGAAUCUCCCAUCCUGUUGCCAAGGUUAACUUAAAUGUUCUUUUGAGACAUUUUCACUUACUCUUAAACUGGCUAUUCAAACCUUACUGUUAAAAGGGUAGUCAGGUGUAGCUUGCUUAAUAAUAGACUAAUGUGAGAAAAAAACAAACAGCCUAAGUUUAAAAUCAAUAGCAGUAUACUUAUGUGGCAGGGAAGAUACCAUGAUCACAAAGGUGGUUUUCCCAGGGCGAGGCUUAUCCAUUGUACUCCAGAUGUGCUGAUCCCUGCGAUUUCCCCAAAUGUGGGGAACUCGACUGCAUAAUUUGUGGUAGUGGGGGACUGCUUUCAUGCUCUCCCCCGAAAAAAAACAAAUAGCAGUAAUUUCAUGUCUCUGUGUGUUUUGGUCACCUCUUCCACUCAGAGAGGGCAGAGACAGAGACACAGAAUUGGCUUGGGCUCACGUAGCCCAUGUCCUUUUAUAAAGACACUUGUUAAACUGUCAGCCUGAGCCUCCAAAGGGUGAAUUCAGUCAUGAUUUUUAAUUCAGUCAUAUGAAGAACUUCAGAAUCUUCUGAAGUUUUGCUGUAAAAUCUGCAAACUUGAUAAUUUCCUCAAUUCACAAUUAUGGACUUCUAGACUGUGAAGGAAGGUUUUGUUUGUUUUAAUCACUAAGACCUAGGUUUACAGAGAAUAUUACAGAACACUUCUAUGCAACAUUCUAACCUUUUUUGUGAUUAAACUUAUGAAAACAUUUUGUAAUACUGCAUUCUAGUCCUAUUUUAGUUUAUUUUAAAACUGAGUCCUCAAACUUGCAAACAGGUCUGCUGUCAACAUGCUUGGAAUGACCUGUCUUGAUUUUCAGCUGAGGGUGAGAGGGGCUAGGCCUCUGGGCCAGCUGAAUUUACUUGUGCAGCUUUUGAUCCCUUCCAUUGGGUCCUACCCCUGAACCUUUGAGCCAUACUAAGAGGUAACUUCUGUCUAUGCCUUAAUCCCUGGCCUUCCCUGAAUUCAUAUUUUCUCCAGGGUGUAAGCCACUGGGGGUUUAGUGAUAGUACUUAACCUUUCUGAUUAUACCUCUCAAACAUUCUUCUGUUAAUUCCUACCUUUUCUAUACUGAAUUUCCUCAUCCUGCUGCUUCUAAUUGCAAAGAAUGCUUCCAUUUCAAAUGGUUGCAGGGAAGGAGAAAAUGUGAUCUCCUUGUGUCCGACUUUUAAGCAGUACUGGGUUAUGCAGUGGAUUAUAGACUUAAGAUUUAGCCUGAAUCAGGAGAGGUGAAGAAGGAAGGACCUGAGAAUAGUCACUAACCAAGGCUCCCUGUGUGUAUCCUGAGAGCCAGUGGGAGGAGGGCAGAGGGAAAUUUGUCAGAUGGGACACUUGCUUCUAGAAUGGGGGAUAAAUCACAUUGCUUCUCCUCAGAAACUGGACAAUAUAUAGAGUACAGGAGUUGAGGCAAAAAUAAAUGUAACUUGUAAUAGCUUCUGUGGGCUGCACAGACUAAAAUGAAACCAUGUGGAUCUUUUUUUGGGA
Miniopterus natalensis is the source of this 3220-nucleotide messenger RNA. It is a transcript of the gene PDP2, whose product is annotated as pyruvate dehydrogenase phosphatase catalytic subunit 2. The record is from RefSeq and is a predicted model, not a curated record. Gene Ontology annotation, biological process: protein dephosphorylation. Gene Ontology annotation, molecular function: [pyruvate dehydrogenase (acetyl-transferring)]-phosphatase activity; cation binding. NCBI's taxonomy places the organism in Eukaryota, Metazoa, Chordata, Mammalia, Chiroptera, Miniopteridae. Gene Ontology annotation, cellular component: mitochondrion.